GGAAUGUGCACUCUCAACGAAAAUAUUCUGUGCAUCGCGUUGUAUAACAAUCAACACGGACGAUUUGUUAAACACACGCAUUUAACAUUGAAAGAAUACUUUUAGGCACUCCAGCCCUCUAAUGACUUAAACCUUUGUAUAUCGACCGCUAAAAGUGGAGGAGCCAAAACAAUAAUAAAAUCAAUUAAUAACAAAAUAUUAAACCAUGAUAUCAUCUGAAUAUUUUUUUUUUUUUUCAAUUAGGCGAAAUAUUAGCAAAAACUUCUCGUUUUUUUCGAAAAGCUUUCCGUGACUAUGAUUCCAGUCCCUCAGGUCAACUGAAAGCAUAAAACCAAACAAAUUUCGUUAGUAUGUGGUGUCCUUAAACGAUUCAUUGAAAUGAGAAAUUUUUUUCCUGCAAACUGCGACGAUUUACUCAAAAAGGCUACUUUUUUCAUCUGAUGAAAUGUAUUUAAAAAUUCAUAACAUCGAUAUGAAAAUUUAAACGAAAUUAGAAAUUUUUCAAGGACACGGCAAAUAAAUUACGAUCAGUUAAUAAAACGGUUAAAACUCUUUUGGCAAUCCAAGUCACCGCAACGACGUUUUCGGAAAAGCAUGAUUUCGAGAUAAUCGUGUUUAAAGUUUCAAAUACAUUUUUGUCUAGUGUAGCGGAGCAAAAUGCAAAACGCUAUAACUUUGCUUCUACUGCUUAAAUCUGGAUAGAAUUUUGAGAUAACAUUCUUAUACUUUAAGAUAAAAGAAUAAAAAACAUAUAUAACCCCUUAAACAAGUCCCAAUUUCGCAUUCAUUUAUUUAACAAAGCCUAUUUAAACAUCAAAUUGCAUCCAAUUUCGGUGCGAUGCAGUCAGAGUCUUAGUAGAAAAGUCCGUGGAUUUAUGUUUUAAGCAGAUAAUAUUUAAUUGUGCUGCGUAUACACACCUUUAACUCAAGUAACCGAAAUAAACAGAUAUAUGAUUAUAUAUGAGGUGGGAAAAUCAAUACACUACUGAAAUAGUUUGUUAAUCAGAUGCAAAAAUGUUUCCAAUAACUGCACACGAAAAUUUGCAACACUUGAGACAUAAGCCGAUAUGGAUACUUUUUCUGCUGACUUUCUUCAUUAUUGCUAUGGGUAAGACAGCAAACGCGACCACCGAAAAUGAACAAACAACAACUCCAGAACCAGAUGCUUCACCAGGCUGUAAGGCGCCUGAUAUACGCUUUACAGUCAUACGACCGGAAACAACCACUGAGCAGCCAUAUGCGAAAUUUGAGACAACUCAGAUAUAUUUGCCAGAAGACUUUACAACGUCCGAUGCGGAGUUUGUCGAAAGGAUUAAUAUUGACCUGACCGCCCGUCAGCCUGGUGUCAAAGACAAUAAGAUGAGCGCUAUCGUUAAUCCCUACCAAGUCGAUCUGGAUGACCAGCACGGCCUGGCAGGGGUGCACGGUGAUGACACACUCGCCGCCAUCGACGACGAGGAGGACGAGGCGGAAGAGUCCGAAGAUGGCACACCCAAACGUAACCAGAAUCGGAAAUUAAACAAGAAGCGACGUUCUGGAUCGGGGCGUCGUCGUCGCAUUGAAAACGAAAAUGGACAAACACGUGGCCGUGGCAGUCGAUACAAGCGUCAGGUGAUCCACCAUGAUCCCGAUGCCUCUCCCGAUACGGACAAAUGGAGCGGUGGUAAAUUGGCCGCGGAAGGCGAUGUUUACUAUGUGCAUAUUGAUGAUAUUCUAGAGUCGGGCACACCCAACGCCGAGCUCCGGUUAAAGUUGCAUAAAUUGAAGGGCAAAAACAAGACAAAGAAUUCCACAUGCACUGACGCCGGAACCAAAGAGCAGUGCAAGCAGGGUUUAGCGAAGAAGAAAAAGAAAAAAGCAAGCUACACCACCUUAUCGAAGCAGAUUGUAGACAAUAAGCCAGUGCAAAAUAAAGAACCCAAUGCAAAGCAUUAUCGUAGACGAGGUGAUAGUCACGAAGGAAAACGAGGUGAACAACUUAUGCUGAAUGAAGAGUUGAACCCGAACCAACGUUAUCGACGCGCAGCCUUAGGAGCAUUGAAGCAGAAACCCGAUAUGACUGUGAAAGCUUCGGGCAGCUACAACGAUUUGGAAGCGAACGUAAAUGCGGCAGAAAAUAGCGACUUGGAAGCGAAAAGAAUUGGACGCGAUCAUAAUAAAACUAUCAAAAAUACAUUUAAUAAAAUGACUGAUGAGCAGCUGCUGGACGAUAGCGAUGUGCCGGCGGUGUAUGGCAAUGAGACGGGCGCAGAGGCGCUGCAGCGCGUCAAACGCAAGUCCGGCAAGACAACCGGCGCAUUGAGUCGUCCCAAGGGCGGCGGAGAUUCCAGCUCAAAGACCACAAGUCGCAAAGAUAAAGGUAUUUACGAUGAAGAAGGAGGUUAUGCCCCUGUACAUCCUGACGAAACCGAUGAAGAAGAGGAGGAGGAGGAAGAGGAAGAAAUUGAUAUUCAACAGCAAUUCACUGAAGUUUCUGAAAUACGUUUCCCGGGCGAAAUCGGACCAUUGGGCGAUAGGCGAUUAUGUAAAAUACGUUGCGUCAAAGGAAAAUGGGUCGGUCCCUUAUGCGCCACCAAUGAGGAGGACGAUAAUGGAAAUGUGAAAUUUCAGCCUCUGUACAAGAGUUGCCAUGUGAAUCGAAUUCCGCCGCAUUUGCUAUUGAGCUAUCGAAAUAUUUCAGUGACCCCGAUACCGUCCAUAAGAGGGUCGCGUCGCAAUCGAACUUCCAAAUCGACUUUUAUUUCCAAUACACAAAUUAAUGUUGGCUGGGACUUGCCACAUGGACACUCAUUACAGGCACGCUGCAAAGAUCUGGGCAUGUAUAAGCUUCUCGGAGAAUCUCGUGUGCUCUGCUCAAACGGGCUCUGGGCACCGCGAAUGCCAUCCUGUGUACCCACAACAUUACUUACAAAUUUUUCCGAUGACAGCGCGCCAUCUAUUCGCAUCAAGGUUUUCAAUGGCUCUGGAGCAUUCGAGCCAUCUGGGGUACUGGCCGUACUGCCGCAGAGUUCAAUCUUAUUGGAUUGCAUGUAUCCACGGGUGCGGGGCAUCCCCGAUUGGACAUGGACCAGUUGGUACAGGCAGUAUAUAACAGGCUGGUCACACGAAGACAAGAAUCUACGAUAUCGCUUGACAAUUAAGGACAUACAAAACAGCGAUUCGGGCACAUUUACUUGCACUUCACCACGGGGCUUGACUAAUAGCAUUGCAAUUGUUGUGGCCACCUCGACAUGUCCGCAGCUACCAGAACCGGUGUCGCCGCUCACGCUACGCUUGGAGGGUAAUAAGCUCGGACAGCGCGCCAUGUAUCGCUGCCCUCCAGGUUAUCGCAUCGAUGGUGUUGCGAAUGCAACGUGCUUGGCCUCGGGUAAUUGGUCAUCGCCGCCGCCCACUUGUCAGGCUGUGCAGUGUCCCCGUUUGGCUUUGGACGAUCCACAUUUGAGUUUGAUCGAGCUAAAUACGUCGGCGUGGGGGCGGGCGAUGUUCAAAUGCCAAUGGGGCUUCAAGCUGACCGGCCCGCCGAGACUGGACUGUGAGCCGACGGGUGUGUGGAGUGGCCCAGUACCGCGUUGUAAAGCCAUCCAAUGUUCGACGCCGGUGGCGCCGCUAAAUGGACGCAUAGGCGGCACCAAUUUGAAUCAGCGCCGUCUCACCGUGGGCGCAUUGGUCACAUUCAGCUGCAACGAGGGGCACACGCUGGUCGGCGAGCCAAGCAUCAUUUGCACCGAAACUGGACUCUGGUCGCAUCCGCCACCAUUUUGCAAAUCGCAAUGCCCUUAUCCCGGCGAUCCAUCAAAUGGUUUAAUAGCGCCGCUCAAAUUCAAUUACGAUUCCGGCGAUUACCUGAGUGUCCAGUGUCGGCCUGGUUUUGUGCAGUACAGCGAGAAUGGUCCGCCGGAGCGUCCAAAAUGUCAACCGGAUGGAAAUUGGUCCGGACCGGUACCUAAGUGCCGCAGCUAUGAGGAAGUGUAGCUAAUCAAAAUGGCGGACAUGAUGAUGCCGGAGUCAUCUGACGAGUCCACACAACUGCAGCAACACCAAAACAGCAUGCUUCGUUAUUAGCAACAGAACACAAGCUUAAAGGCCUUCAAGUAGAGGGUAAGAGGCAGAAACGUAGCAUCAAACUUAUGAAUAUGUAUGGCCAUAAUCAACGAAGCUGCAUAAAUAGUAGACAAAAAUUUAUGGAGACCCAAACAGCAGCACAUACACGCACACACAUCGUAUCAUGUAUGGUAUAGUGUACCUUGGGGUAAACGGUUGGGACAAAUACGAUGCUCACACACACGCACACAUAAUAUACACGUAUGGUCCACAAACAUCUAUUUGAAAUCCACAAAUUACUCUGCAGGAAAUGAACUACUUCGAAAUUGUUUAAGCAUUGGCUUUUUGAGAAAAAUUACUUUGAUAUAAAUUAAAUAGUUUCACCUUCUUCUAUAUUUAUAAUAAUAAACCUAAAGUAAAAUUCCAAUACGCUCGUUUUAUGGGCAUGUGUUUAUGUGUAAUUCGCAAUAUUGCUACACUAGAGUGUUGUAAAAUUCAACUGAAGGGUAAUAAAUGUAAAAUCACAGAAGUUAUCCGCUAAAUUCUUUAGUGUUUUCAAAAAUGUGCAUUGAGUGAAAUUUUAACAAGUUCUUGAUGUGUUUAUAAAAUAAUGACUUACAUUCGAAAUAUUAUAUUGCUAUUUUGUAUUUUAAAACUUCAAAAGAUCGCUUCUCUAAAUUUCUAUAUUUUGUGGUUGAUAUUUAAUGGGAGCAUAAAUCAAAUACGGAUGGUAAUGAAUUGAAAUAAAUCGAGAGCACAAAUUUUGCUAUAAAAAUUGUAUUCUAAAAUUAUUAUUAGCUGUAAUUGCAAACUGAAGUUCUUGUUAAAACAUUUCCUGCAGGGUACGAAUUUCAAUCGAAAUAGGUACACAAUUAGUGAACUGUAUAAGUUUUAAUUACAAACCAACAUACUACAACAAUUAUGUAUACAGCUAUGUAAUAUAAUAUUGUUUGUUGCGAAUGAUAAAUAUACAGCACAAAAUAUUUAUAAAUCUUCAGUGAGCGCGUUAACUGAUAAAAAAAAUAAAAAUUUUAAAAUGUAUCUGUGUAUUUGUAAAAAAGCUAGGCGUUUAGUGCAGAGUUAUAUAAUUUGGAGGAAAUGUUAAUUCUUGCAAAGAAACAAUUUUUUGCUCUAGUGUAUUAAAGAGUAUUUACUAGGAUAAGCGUUGUUAAAAUUUAAAGUAAAAAUUAUUAAAAACUUAUAUUUAAAAACGGGUAAUUGCUGAUAUAUUUACAACACCUUAAAUCGUAUGAAAUCAGAAAAAGGUUAAAUAUAUGUACGUAUAUUAAUUUGGAAUAUAGUAUCCGUAUAUUGUGCAACAUUUGUGCUUUUCAUUAUUGGCCUACAAGGUGCUCAUAAAAAUACAUAUUCUGUCUCUUAAUAUAUUGUAUAAUAAAUCUAAAUUGCAAAGAGAACUUCCAAUUAAUGAAACUCCAAUAAAAUGAAGCGAAAAAAUAAGCUUUAAUGCUCUAGUGAACUAGUUCGACUGAAGAUAUCAUUUCUAAUUCAAUAAAUAAUAAUUAUCAGUAGCAAUACCACUGAGUUCACGUGUUUAGGUUAACUCUCAACAGUAAAAUAUUACAAAAGUGAUUUACGAAAACUUGAAAUGAAUUACGAGCAAAACCCAAACGAAACUGCAAAUAUUCAAUUUAUAAUUUAAUUAAUUUAAUAAUGAAUAAGAGUAUUGUUGCAAUAAGCAGUUAGUAGGCUUAUGCGUACAUAUAAAUAUAGCAGUCAUAUAUAUCACAUAUGUAUGUAUGCACAUAUGAAACUUCCAAAUACUGCUUUUGAGUGCUACAAGUUGACCGCAAACUCAUAUUUCAGCUACUUAAAUUUAAAUCUGCACGAAUUAGUAAGUUUUCCUUUCUCUCGAACACUAAACGAUUAUAUUAUAUAAAUAAAUAUCUACUUAUAUACACAUAUAUAUACAUAUAUAUAUAUAUAUAUAUAAGAUAUAACAGUUAAAUUGUCCAAAUAAAAAUGAUAUAUUGUACUGUAAAAUACACAUUUAAGCUUAUUUAUGUAUGUAUGUAAGUUAUGCGAAAACGACGGAGAAUUGAAAAAGUAUGUGAUCAUUUAAAGGCAAAAGUAUUUAAAAAGUAAUAACAAUGUAUUGUAAUAGAAAGUUAAAAUGAAUUAUAGCGAAACGAAUACAUAUUGAAAAUAAAGUGCAUAUCUGAGGGAAGUGAAAGGAGAA
Messenger RNA from Zeugodacus cucurbitae (melon fly), 6238 nucleotides. RefSeq names its product locomotion-related protein Hikaru genki (gene hig). The record is from RefSeq and is a predicted model, not a curated record. The coding region runs from base 1015 to 3972 and encodes 985 amino acids. Lineage: Eukaryota; Metazoa; Arthropoda; Insecta; Diptera; Tephritidae. The transcript is spliced from 10 exons.